AUGUCUGUCAUAACUACAAUGAAAAUGCUUUUCAUAAUUGGUAUUGUUUAUGAAUGGAAACAAUCUAAUGCCCAAACCUACCUACCAUUUGGUCUUUCGGAAGGAGAUAUACAACCGCCAGUUGAUGCUCAAUUCGCUCAAAUAAAUUUGACAGAGAGUUUUAAAUUGUAUGGAAACCUAUACAGCAAAUUAUACAUUAAUAUCGAUGGUAUUAUAAGUUUUAAUUCUGAAUUAAGAGUGACACAAAUUCAAGGCGCUUUCCCAAUUGGUGAUGGUAUAACUGUCAUCUGUGUACUGUGUGCAGAUGUUAAAGUUGCUAACGGCGGAGAGGUUUGGUACGGGAUGAGAUCUGACACCACAACGCUGAAUAAAGUUGGUGAUGAUGUGAAGACUUAUUUUGAGAAUUUAAAUCCAUCUUGGGUGUUUGUUGGUACUUGGAACAAUGUUAAAUCUUUUGCUAAUGAUGAGUCGGAAGGAACGGGGAAUGUGUUUCAAGUAAUCCUAGCUAGUGAUUCUGAGAUGUCUAUAGUUAUAUUUCAUUAUUUUAACAUCACAUGGGUAUAUGAUAGUAAACCCUUUCCUGAUGUAUCCAUUCAAGUAAGAGCCAAGUCUGGUUUUAAUGCCGGAGACGGUGUGUCUUACUAUAUUCAUCCUGAUUCUAAAACUGAGGAAAUGGUAAAUAUAGAUGAAGAUAGUAACUAUAACGAGUUAGGGAUGUUUAUGUAUAAGGUUGAUGCGAUAAUAGAGCAACCAACUCUUGUGUCAUCAACAAUUGUAAUAUCAACUGCUCCCACCACACCCAUAACGAGCACAGAAAGUGUAUCGUCUUCAGCAUCUUCAGAAGCGUCAUCUGGACCUACCAUGUCCCUAACCAGCACAGAUAACAUACCAUCUUCCCUUUCUAGUCAAACAAAUACAGUUUCACAUAAUGAUCUCACAACAUCCUCAUCUCCGGUGGUUUCUACAUUAUCGCCAGACCAGAGUGGAUUACCUGGGUAUCUCACAGUGAUAUUCGCUUUAUUAGGGUCAGUCUGUGGAUUAUUGAUCAUUGCUGGGGUUGUCUAUUUCUUUUGCUUUAAGAAGAUACACCAAUCUCUGCCGAAGCCUACAAAGAUUCAAGUUAUGAAUAAUAAUGUGUUGAGUGAUUCGAGCGAGGAAAGAAAAUACGAAGAGCCAUUUAAAAUACCAAGACCGAAAAUAUCACACAAUAAGAUACAUGUGGUAUGA
Lottia gigantea (owl limpet) is the source of this 1227-nucleotide messenger RNA. RefSeq lists its product as hypothetical. The transcript is spliced from 6 exons. Gene Ontology annotation, biological process: cell-matrix adhesion. The record is from RefSeq and is a predicted model, not a curated record. The coding region runs from base 1 to 1227 and encodes 408 amino acids. Lineage: Eukaryota; Metazoa; Mollusca; Gastropoda; Lottiidae.